CACCCAGACUCCCCACACAGCCAAAGCUCCGAGGAAAAAACUCAGCACCCAUCUCCUCCCUCUCUGCAUCGUUCACAUCCGUCCGUCCAGCCCAGCCCACCGGCGACCACCACCGUCCAGUUAGUUGUUCGCAGAGAUCGUCGGUCGCCGGCAGGAAGGCCACUAGUGACCAGCGAGAGCAUGACGAAGCACGGCGUGGUGCUCGAGGACGUCGCGGCGGCGCGGCAUUUCUCGUUCCCGCCGCCGAGGACGACGACGCCGACGGCGGGCGGCGGCGACUCGUUCAGGAAGCUUGCCGCGCAGGUGGACCUCGGCGCCGCCGUCGUGGGCUCCUGGCUCGACUCCAUGAAGGCCUCGUCGCCCAGGCACAGGCUCAUGGCGCCCCUGCCUGGCGCCGCCGACGCGGAGCACGACGACUGGAUGGAGCGACACCCGUCGGCAUUGGACCGGUUCGACGCGCUGGCGGCGGCGGCUAAAGGGAAGCAGGUGGCGGUGUUCCUGGACUACGACGGCACGCUGUCUCCGAUCGUGGAGGACCCCGACCGCGCCGUCAUGACCGACGAGAUGAGGGAGGCGGUGCGCGGCGUGGCGGCGCGCUUCCCGACAGCGAUCGUCAGCGGGCGGUGCCGGGACAAGGUGUUCAGCUUCGUGCGGCUGGCGGAGCUCUACUACGCCGGCAGCCACGGGAUGGACAUCCGAGGGCCCACCGCCGACCCCAACCACCACGGCAAGGCGGCGGAUUCGUCGUCGUCGGUGCUGUGCCAGCCGGCGAGCGAGUUCCUGCCGGUGAUGGAGGAGGUGUACGCGGCGCUGGUGUCGCGGGUGGAGCCGUCCAUCCCGGGCGCCAAGGUGGAGAACAACAAGUUCUGCCUGUCGGUGCACUUCCGGUGCGUGGAGGAGGCGGCCUGGGCGCCGCUCUUCGAGCUGGUCCGCGCCGUGCUCAGGGACUACCCGGGCCUGCGCCUCACGCAGGGCCGCAAGGUGCUCGAGGUCCGCCCCAUGAUCCGCUGGGACAAGGGCAAGGCGCUCGAGUUCCUCCUCACCGCCCUCGGCUUCGCCGACGCCGACAAAGACGACGUCUUCCCCAUCUACGUCGGCGACGACCGCACCGACGAGGACGCGUUCCGGGUGCUGCGCGCGCGCGGGCAGGGCGCCGGGAUCCUCGUGUCCAGGUUCCCCAAGGAGACCUCCGCGUCCUUCACGCUCCGCGACCCCGCCGAGGUCAAGGACUUCCUCCGCAAGCUCGUCGUCGUCAACGCCGACGCCGACACCAACAACAGCUGAUUGAUGAUUCUGUGUGCAUGUGAUUCCUUUCCCAUGCACCAUGACCAGCUACUCGAUCCAUCUGUAUCGAGCUAACUCAACUCGCCUGCACCGGAGGGCAGAGGAGUUCUUGUUGCAACUGCAUCUCCAUCAAGCUUUGCUUUGGGACAAGAACGCACCUAGCUACUAGUAGCAAUUUUCAUUCCAAGCCCAGACCCUUUUGUAUCUUCAUUUUUUUUCUUCAUAUCUUGUUCAUCCUGCCUGCUGUUUAUUACGUACCAUUUGCAUGGGUCCCCUAAGCCUCGGCUGAAAGGCUUGUAUUUUCGCGCCCUUACCGCGAGGCACCACUGUAACUAGUUGCUUUGUCUGUACUUGUACCUUGGAGAAAUAUCAAUGGAACCCAUUUUCAGAAUUCGAUCA
Molecule: messenger RNA, 1683 nt
Organism: Sorghum bicolor (sorghum)
Lineage: Eukaryota; Viridiplantae; Streptophyta; Magnoliopsida; Poales; Poaceae
Product: probable trehalose-phosphate phosphatase 9
Exons: 5
Coding region: 181-1284 (367 amino acids)
Biological process (GO): trehalose biosynthetic process
Molecular function (GO): trehalose-phosphatase activity
Source: RefSeq, a predicted model, not a curated record